This is a messenger RNA of Physeter macrocephalus (sperm whale), 508 nucleotides long. RefSeq names its product NAD(P)H pyrophosphatase NUDT13, mitochondrial-like. The transcript is spliced from 4 exons. Lineage: Eukaryota; Metazoa; Chordata; Mammalia; Artiodactyla; Physeteridae. Gene Ontology annotation, molecular function: hydrolase activity; metal ion binding. The record is from RefSeq and is a predicted model, not a curated record.
AUGGCUCAAGUAAAACUGAAGAUGCAGGCUCAGGCUCUUCUCCGUUGGCAUGAUGCUCAUCAGUUCUGCAGUAGAAGUGGGCAGCCCACCAAGAAGAAUGUGGCUGGCAGCAAGCGUGUGUGCCCUUCCAAUAAGAUCAUCUAUUAUCCACAGAUGACUCCUGUGGUGAUCACUCUGGUGUCAGAUGGGACUCGAUGCCUGCUUGCCCGCCAGAGUUCCUUUCCCAAGGGAAUGUAUUCUGCCUUGGCAGGUUUUUGUGAUAUAGGUGAAAGUCUGGAAGAGGCUGUCCAGCGAUAAGUUGCAGAAGAGGUGGGAUUGGAGGUGGAAAGACUGCAAUACUCUGCAUCUCAGCACUGGCCCUUUCCUAAUGGCGCACUCAUGAUUGCUUGUCAUGCAACUGUGAAACCAGGGCAGACAGAGGUGAGUUCUGAUGCUUCCCUUAUGAUAUAUCCUUUGCCUCAUCCAAGCUGGUCUGUAGGUACUUACUAAGCACCUGUCUAGUCCAGCA